Phanerochaete carnosa HHB-10118-sp is the source of this 1152-nucleotide messenger RNA. RefSeq lists its product as uncharacterized. The transcript is spliced from 8 exons. Lineage: Eukaryota; Fungi; Basidiomycota; Agaricomycetes; Polyporales; Phanerochaetaceae. The coding region runs from base 1 to 1152 and encodes 383 amino acids. The record is from RefSeq and is a predicted model, not a curated record.
AUGGCCCCAUACUACCUUCAUGUGUUUACAUCCGCGUUCGUCGUUCCUUUUGUCGUUCCCGCUGGGAGUGGCCUGAGCUUCGAUUGGCCGGUACCGUGGAUUCCCGACACGCAAUAUCAAAUCUGCAUGUUUGACUCCGCCAACAACACGGGAGGUUGUCAAGAUAUCUAUACUGUGUAUCCGAAUACGACAGUCAAUGAUCCGCCGACAUGCAGCAAUGUGACGUACCCACGCCCUAACCAAGUCCUCGGAGUGACAGCAUCUACAUCGACGGGCGGUUUCAGCCAGUAUGGCUGGAUAGAUCAGUGCACCGAUAUUUCUGUCAAACCGACGAAUGGAACACCACCAUACACGUUCACUGUUGCACCCACUCUUCGGCCGCCGUACAUCAUCGCCUCGGACACUAUGAAUACCAUGAACUGGACAGUAUCCCUAUCGUGGGGAAGCUCUUUUUUCAUCUCUCUUACCGAUUCGUCGGGCAUGCUUUGGGCACAGGGUCCAUUGCAUAGCGGAUCCGGGGCGAGUACCGCAUGUCUUGACUCGAACGGGCACGUUCUUCCGUCGGAGACGCUCCGAAUCAAACCAUGGGUCGCGGCCGUUUCAAGCGCGGGUAGCAUCGUCGUCAGCCUGCUCGGCGCAUUCCUCUUCAUGCGGUACCAAGCGCGGCGUGCGCUGCGCAAGGGACAUGCCGUGUUUAAACAAGGCUCGAAGCAGAAAGAACAUCGCAAGUUUUCGUUGCAGACGCUGGUCGAGCGAGAUGCUGUGGACCAGGAUGAGCCGUUUAUGGAGACACCAAGCGCAGAGCUAGGCGAGAGCUCGAUCGACUUCGCUCACUCUGCGGCUGUAACCCGAAUCACUGCAAAUUCAGGCUACGCGAACACUUCGGGCGACUCGGCCGAGGUUGCGCCACGGCGCACUCUGCCACAGCCAGUGCGUAUCGUGCCGCUCGAUGAGCACAAUGCGUACCUGGACGACCGGGUGAUUGACAUCAGCUCCAUGCGAGAGCUGGAUCUCCCGCCGAGGUACUAUUCACCGUUGGAUGCCGGCUUUCAGUUUCACAGGAGUUCGCAGCGUACGCCUUCCAGACGCCCUCUGCCCACACCUCCAGAGCCGACAUUCAGUAUCAGCAAGGGAGCUGGACCUGUAGCAUGA